Ctenocephalides felis (cat flea) is the source of this 1719-nucleotide messenger RNA. RefSeq names its product major facilitator superfamily domain-containing protein 6-A-like. The record is from RefSeq and is a predicted model, not a curated record. Gene Ontology annotation, cellular component: membrane. The transcript has a single exon. The coding region runs from base 6 to 1622 and encodes 538 amino acids. NCBI's taxonomy places the organism in Eukaryota, Metazoa, Arthropoda, Insecta, Siphonaptera, Pulicidae.
ACAAGAUGAAGGUAAACUACAAACUUUUGCCUAUCAAGGCUCACUACUUCUGCUUCAUGGCUGCUCUGGGGCCCCUGCUACCUCAAAUGAACGUGUUCGGACGCCAAUUGGGGGUCUCACCGGCAGUUAUGGGCAUUGUUACAUCAAUUCUGCCAAUAUUAUUUAUGAUUGCCAAACCUGUUGUAGGAUUCUUAGCUGAUUAUUUUAAAAGUUUGAGAAAAUUUAUAUUUUUAAGUUUAAUUGUGACAAUGUGUACUUCUUUUGGAUUACUGUAUUUUUUGCCUGCUCCGACUGAAGAAUUGACUAGUUUGUGGCAAAACGGUACUGUAGAAAUAAAUGCAAGUAAAUGCCCGAUAGGAAUAUGUAAUGAAACUAAUACUGCUGGUGCACUUUUACAAGAUGUGUCAUGCCACUAUUCUUGUCCUGAUCUCAAGCCUGAUAAUUUGACGAACAAAUUUAAUGCAUCCUUAUAUCACGAUCAAAAUAGUUUCAACAUUUGUGUCAACAAAACUCAAAAGUGUGAUAAGCCUUAUGAUUGUAAAUAUGUUUGUGAACAAAUAGUACACGAAGACUACUUUUUAUAUGGAACACCUACGUUCUGGUUGUUUGUUAUUCUCAUGUCGUUGGGAACAAUUGCAUUUAAUGUUACUAAUUGUAUAAGUGAUGCUAUAUGUUUCGAUAUUUUAGGAAAUGGUGGUGAAAUGAAAUAUGGGAAACAGAGAGUUUGGGGCACCAUUGGAUACGGCAUUACAGCCCUGUUAAGUGGUUUUGCUAUAGACAAAUACUCAGAAGGAAAGCCGUACAAAGAUUAUUUACCAGGAAUUAUUAUAAUGAUGGCAUUUACUUUAUUUGAUUUAAUAGGCUGUAAGAAACUACGGUUACCUGAUUUAAGUACUCCAAGCAGCAUCACGAGUGAAGUAUGGAAACUGUUAAAACAGAGACACAUUGCUAUUUUUAUUUGUUUCGCGACAAUGGCCGGGGUAAUGGAUUCUUUUAUAAUUUAUUAUUUGUUUUGGUACAUGGAAGAGUUAGCUGAAAUAGCAGGUUAUCAUCAGCACAUCAAGUUACUAGAAGGCUUAACAAUUGCUGCUGAAUCUUUUGGAGGAGAGGUUUUAUUUUUUUUAAUAUCCGGUAAAAUUUUAUCUAAAAUCGGUUAUGGUCAUUCUUUAACAAUAUGUUUCUUCUGCUACGCUUUACGUAUGGGACUCAUAUCAUUCGUAUCUAACCCCUGGUGGGUGUUGCCGAUUGAAUUCUUCAUGCAAGGUCCAACCUACGCAUUGUGCUACACAACAAUUGUUGCCUAUGCGAGUGCAGUGGCACCAGAAGGAGCUUCAGCAACCGUUCAAGGUAUUGUUGCAGGUAUGGAUGAUGGUUUUGGAUUUUCAAUCGGCAGUUUAAUAGGUGGAUUUCUAAUGAAAUCCAUUGGAGGUGCUUUAUCUUUUAAAGUUUUUUCAAUAAUGGCCUUAUGUUGCUGCAUUGUACAUUGCAUUUUGUACUUUACUGUCCUUAAGGACAGAAUGGGGACACACAAAAGUGUUUUGCAAAAGACUCUCGAGAGUAAAGAAAAGGGGCAAUAUGAAACACCACAAGUAGCCUUAUCGCAAAAGCAGGACCAUGCUUAGGUGUCUUCCAUAAAUGAUAUAGUAUAUCAUUGGUCAUACAAUUAUUAGUUUUUAUGUGUACAUAUAAAUUAUUUAUUGUAUAUCUUGCAAAAUUUUA